ACGACGGACCCGAGGGUCGGUUCGGCCAGAGAUGGAUCUAACUCGACUUCCGUCUUGAAGGCGACCGAGGGCACCAAUUCAGCCAGCUUUUCGACGUUGUUUAUGACCUUUGUGCCUGUCGCGAUAUAUGCUGUUGUCUGCGUCAUCAUCUUUAUCGUGGGUCGGAAGUAUCUACCCCGUGUCUAUGCGCCGCGAACGUUUCUCAGCAGUCUUCAACCUCAUGAACGAACCAAAUCAUUGCCGUCAGGAUGGUUCAAUUGGAUGAAACAAUUCUGGCAUACCCCAGAUAUUGAGGUCCUUCAUCGAACCUCAUUCGAUGGCUUCCUUUUCCUUCGGUACCUCAAGGUCCUUUGUGUGAUAUGUUGUUUUGGAAUGCUACUCACAUGGCCUAUCCUAUUACCACUUCAUGCUUUGGGUGGAGGUGGAAAUACACAACUGGACAUGCUAACGUUCGGAAAUAUUGCUCAUCCUAGUUGGUGUUACGGCCAUGCUCUACUGGCUUGGGUGUUCUUUGGCUUCAUCCUCCUCAUGGUCGGUCGAGAAUGUAUCUUCUUCAUCAAUCUUCGCCAAGCAUAUCUGCUCUCCCCAUUCUACGCAAAUCGCCUCUCAUCACGCACUGUGCUAUUUACAUGCGUCCCCACUCAAAUUCUAGACGAAAAGAAAUUGCGACGAAUCUUCGGAGAUACAGUGAAGAACGUUUGGAUUCCCAAAGUCACGGAGGAAUUGGAUGAAUUAGUCAACGAACGAGAACAGACAGCAUUCCGACUUGAGAAGGCAGAGAUCGAGUUGAUCAAGAAAGCCAAUGCAGCAUAUCAAAAAGCCCUGAAAAGUGGACACCCUGAUAUCGAGACGAAAGUUGGAACUCCCUCAGAAAGAAGUUCGAAGGAGUCGAAAGGAGUGGACGUCGAAAUCAAGGCCGAAAGUCCAAACUGGCCCCUGUCGCCCCUAUCGCCUCUUUCGGCCGCGUCAACCAUAUCUCCAAUAUCCCCAGCAUCUCCAGUAUCUCCACGAAGUUUCACGAGAAGUGAUGGGACACCAAUUGAUAUGACAAGCUACGGUUUUACUGGUCCUUCACCAGAUGUUGUCGGAUCAGUUGCAGCUUUGUGGAUUCCUGCAGAAGAAAGACCAUACCAUCGACCGAUCGCGAAUUAUGGAAGGAGAGUCGAUACGAUCAGAUGGACAAGAAGUCGAUUAAAGGCACUUGGUGUCAAAAUCAGCAAGUUGCGAAGAGACUACAGAAAAGGAAAAGGUCGACCAAUACCUGCCGCAUUCGUCGAAUUUCAUUCCCAGGUCGACGCUCAAGCAGCAUAUCAGACGCUUGCCCAUCACACCGCGAACAACAUGAGACCUGAGAUUGUUGGCGUUCGACCAGAGGAGAUACACUGGAAAGCAAUGUACUUUUCGUGGUACGAACGUAUCAUCCGAAGGUUCUUGAUCCAGGGAUUUGUUGCUGCGAUGGUAAUAUUUUGGUCUGUACCAGCAGCCAUCAUUGGCCUUAUUUCCAACGUCAAAUAUUUGACCAGCAAAUUCAUAUUCCUAGCUUGGAUCAACAAACUUCCGACGGUGAUUUUGGGUCUCAUCAGUGGUCUCCUUCCCGCUGUUGCUUUGUCACUACUCAUGUCUGCCGUACCUAUCAUCAUGAGAAUGUGUGCACGCCAAGCUGGCGUCCCAACGGAAUCCAAAAUCGAGCUCUUUGUCCAGAACUCGUACUUCGUAUUCCAACUCGUCCAAGUAUUCCUAAUUACAACCCUCACUUCCGCAGCCUCUGCCGCCAUAACACAAAUUCUCCAAGACCCACUCUCAGCUCGAACUCUGUUAUCAAAGAACUUACCUAAAGCCUCGAACUUCUACAUAUCUUAUUUCAUCCUCCAAGGCCUUGCAAUGAGUGCUACUCGAAUCAUGCACAUGGUGUCCAUCUUCCGUCACGGACUUUUGGCAAACUCUGGUACUCAUCCCAGGCAAAUCUCAGCAAGGUAUCAUCGACUGAGAAGAAUCCACUGGGGUUCUGUGUAUCCCGUCUUCACCAACAUGGGCAUUAUCGCCAUCUCCUACUCCCUCAUCGCCCCAAUUGUAUUGGCAGUAGCUGCCAUAGGCCUCUCAAUUGUUUACAUAACAUACCGCUACAACCUCCUCUACGUCUACUCCUCCAACCUCGACACGCGAGGACUCUGCUACCCUCGAGCAUUAAAACAAACUCUCACAGGUGUCUACCUCGCCGAAAUCUGCCUCAUAGGUCUCUUCGGCAUCAAAGGCGCCUACGGCCCCGUCGUCCUAACGUUCGGCCUCGUCAUCUUCACAGCCCUCUUCCACGUCUCCCUCAACGACGCUCUCUCUCCCCUCCUAUACAACCUUCCCCGCACCCUCGCCGCAGAGGAAGAACUUCUAAAAGCAGGUAACCACCCCCUCGCUGCCGAAAACCUAGAAGAUAAGCACGACAACGACCUCGAGACGAACAUUGACCCCGACGCUGGCUACGACUCUGAUUUCGACCCUUCAGCUGCUGACGCCGUAUCCCACGGCACUCAAUCCUCUCGCGCCGGAAUCCCCGUCGAGGGCGCAGACCGCGCCUUGACACUCACGACAGGGACCCUCAAAUCCAUGAUCCGAACAAAAUACACUGCGUCCCCAAUCCCUGCUUUCCUAACGAAAAUCGACUUCUGGUCUCCCUGGCUGUCCCCCAUCCCCGACCCAAACAAGAAAGCAAACUUCAUACUCAAAUUCCUGCACCCGACCAUAUUCUGCGAUUACCACGUCAUAAGAGCCGGUAUACCAGCGGAACUGUACCAUCUAGGCGCCGUGCACGAAUACGACGAGAAGAUACUCAAAGAUGCGUUCUCGCCGCCGGGCAUGCGGAAACGGAGUCCGAGGCUGUGGAUCCCGAGUGAUGUGGCGGGU
This is a messenger RNA of Mollisia scopiformis, 2895 nucleotides long. Its product is annotated as DUF221-domain-containing protein. Gene Ontology annotation, cellular component: plasma membrane. NCBI's taxonomy places the organism in Eukaryota, Fungi, Ascomycota, Leotiomycetes, Helotiales, Mollisiaceae. The record is from RefSeq and is a predicted model, not a curated record. The annotation marks the transcript as partial. The transcript is spliced from 4 exons. Gene Ontology annotation, molecular function: calcium-activated cation channel activity.